GAGAGAGAGAGGGAGAGAGAGGGAGAGAGAGGGAGAGAGAGAGGAGAGAGGAGAGAGGAGAGGGAGAGAGGGAGAGAGAGAGGGAGAGAGAGGGAGAGAGAGGGAGAGAGAGAGGAGAGAGGAGAGAGGAGAGGGAGAGAGGGAGCACGCGCAGAAGCCAGGCUCCCGCUGAGAAAGUGCUCCGGGGCCGGCUCUCCGAGGCAGGACACGGUCUCCCUGGGCCUGGACUGUCCCCUGUGCCCAGGCAGAGACGAACUCUCCCCAGGAUGGGUUUGGCUGCGCUGGCAAUACGGCUCCUGCUUGUCCUGGGCGUGAGCGGCGGGGCGGCAGGCUUCCCCGUGUACGACUUCGACCCGGCCUCCCUGAGGGACGCCCUGGGGGCCUCGGUGGCCAAGGUGAACGCGCAGGCGCUGAGCCCGUACCUCUUCCGCGCCGUCCGGAGCUCCCUCAGGAGGGUGAGCGUCCAGGGCGAGGACAGUGUGACGCUGGAGCUCGAGUUCCGCCUCCGGGAGACUGUGUGCAGGGGAGACUCGGGCGCCCAGCCCGACACCUGUGACCUCCAGAGGGGCGCCCACGAGGCGGCUGAGUGCAGGAGCACUGUUCGCAUGUCCGAGGAGCAGGUGCGGGGAGUGUGGGUCCGCUGCCACUGGGCCUCCAGCUCGGAAUCCAGCAGCGAGGAGAGGGUUUUUGGGGACUUACUGGGAUCCGUUAGACGGAGAAGCCACUAUCAACCAGGUCUCUUUCUGGACCCGUCGCUAAGUGGACAUGUCCCUGAGCGCUCCCACGGAUUGUGAAACCCACCCUACGUUCAGAGUCCUACCCUCAAGCAAACACCACAGCUGCAGCUGUGUCUCUGGGCUCCGUGUCUGAUCCCCGUCAUUUUCCAAUUAAUUUGGAAACCUCAGGGCUUACCAUUUGCGGCCCCAUGUAAACACAAAUGCCGAUGCUUCAGAUCUCCUCCAGCGUGUCCCUCCGGGAGAAGUUAGUCAUUGGAGCGUGCGCCCCUGCCCGGGACGGUGCUGAGCGCCCCUCGGGAACUGUGUGCAGAUUCCGACUCCACCCCGUGGCAUCUCUGUCCUGCUGGGGAAACGUCAUCCUUGGAACUGCGUUUGGAAACCGCCACCUGGAGACGCAUAUGAUGGACGCGACUCACCCCACUUGGCGGCCUUCCUUAUCUCUCGCUGGGGGUCCAGUGACCCCCAGAUGUGGUAGCCACUAACAACAGAUCUUCAUGUUCCCGAAGUUUCUGGGGGUGGGAGCCCAUGAGCAGCGGCACUGGGUGUCCCUGGGCUCACUCAUAAGGCCGCGGCAAAAUGUCCGCAGGGCUGUGACCGCAGGUGGUCGCUCAGCAGGCACCUGCGUCCUGCCCGGAGUCCCUCCCGGGGUGCUGGUGGGUCUCGGUUCUUCAUGGGCUGUUGAGCGGAAGCUCCCUGUUCUCAGAGGGACCGUUCCUGGGGCCGUUUUGCUUCCGUGAUGCCCAGUUUCUCUGAGGUCGGGGGCUAACAGGGAGGGGGCGAGGAGCACCCGGGACCGUCUGCUGGAACCGGUUUCAGAAGCAGCAGAGAUGCUCACGGCUGCACCUUCGCUUUGCCCCUUGUGGGAAGGGGCAGGGGUGAGCAGGCCCCCCGGGAGGCGGGCGCAGAGAUGUGCUACCUCAACAGGAAGACGCUAUUGGAACUAAAACUAUCACAGGGCUAGGAAGCCAGGAGACGGCUCCUGUUGCCGCCCCUCGGAAGGUCACUUCAGAGCUGAGCCCUGAGAGCGUUUGCACCGGGGGAGCCUCACUGGUGCGGUCAGGCGCCUGCUCAGAAAUUGCUUGGGACGAAUUUAGCUGAAACCAGCAGACGUGGGUCAGGGCCACCGGGCAGUCGCGGGCGAGCCAGGCUCUGGGUGCCGGGGUUCCCGGCAGAGGCCGAGACCGACCCCCACCCCCACGGAAAAGACCUAGUGGGGACUCAUCCUCAUGCCACAGAGAGCAGGGGCCCCCUCAGGGGUCUCCUGGCGGGCAGGGUUUGCCCGCCCGCGUCUUCCCUCUCACGGAGAAGGCAGCGAGCGAACUGC
This is a messenger RNA of Sorex araneus (European shrew), 2061 nucleotides long. RefSeq names its product secreted phosphoprotein 2 (gene SPP2). Bases 267 to 794 code for a protein of 175 amino acids. Lineage: Eukaryota; Metazoa; Chordata; Mammalia; Eulipotyphla; Soricidae. Gene Ontology annotation, cellular component: extracellular region. The transcript is spliced from 7 exons. The record is from RefSeq and is a predicted model, not a curated record. Gene Ontology annotation, biological process: bone remodeling.